CCUGGCUGUGUUGGUCUAUACAACAUAGCCAUGAAGAUCACCAUCUUUUUGCUGAUGCUCCUGAAAGAAGUCCAUGCCAAUGUCCAACCGCAGAAAAACUUUGACCUUCAGAGGUUUGCAGGGAGGUGGUAUCGGGUCGGUCUGGCCUACGAUUCUCCAGGUUUUGUGCCACACAGAAGCAAAGUCACCAUCUCUAUGGGCACAGUGGAGCCACAGGACAAUGGAAACGUCAACAUGACCAUGUGGAGUUUAACUUCAUCUGGUUGUAAGCAAAAGAUCUACAUUUAUGAGAAGACGUCUGUGUCCGGCGUAUUUAACUACUACAGCACUCGUCACAGAAGGAUGAAAGAUGUUACCGUGGUGGACACAAACUACAGCGAAUACGCCAUGGUCGUCAAACACAAGAAGAUGAACAAGGAAUACACACAAGUGUCUCUUUAUGGUCGUGCUAAGAAGUUGAGGGCUGAUUUGAUGGAGAAGUUCAGAGCAUAUGCAACAGCUCUAGGAUUCUGCAAAGAGUCCAUACUGACUCCACCAGCUGCCAGAAACUGUCCUCCUAAAGAAGUCAAGUAAGCAAGAGCUUCAUAGACCCCACAAACCUUUUACAUUUAAAAAAUAAGUCGUGACAUUUCUAGUAGCUAUUGGUUCAGUUUAGCAGUUAUUAAUAGUUUGUAUUGACUAUCUUUUUUGCUAUCAUUUUAUCUCAAUUUUUUUAAGCUUGUUUGUGACUUAGUUAUGUAUAUUU
Molecule: messenger RNA, 745 nt
Organism: Danio aesculapii
Lineage: Eukaryota; Metazoa; Chordata; Actinopteri; Cypriniformes; Danionidae
Gene: ptgdsa
Product: prostaglandin D2 synthase a
Exons: 6
Coding region: 31-573 (180 amino acids)
Molecular function (GO): small molecule binding
Source: RefSeq, a predicted model, not a curated record